UUGACAGCUGGGCAGGGGGAGGGGCCAGAGAGAGGCGAGAGAGACGGAGGAGACGGGCGAAGCGCCGGAGCGAAGUCGCCGAGAAUCCGCCGCCAUCCUGCGCAUCUACCGCCCAACCCUGCCCCGGCAUUAUACCGCAUUCACCACCGAGGACACCCCACUCACAACAGGCAGAUCGGGAGAGGCGCAGAGAAAAAUUUCCCUACUAGAUGACAUUUCAUCGCAAUGUCCGAUCGUUUGGGGCAGAUAUCCAAGGGAAAGGAUGGGAAAAGCAAGUACUCGUCUCUCAACCUGUUUGACAAGUAUAAAGGGAAGUCAAUAGAAGCCGUCAGAACCACAGUUAUACCUAGACAUGGCUUACAGAGUCUUGGGAAAGUUGCCGCUGCCCGGCGUAUGCCACCCCCUGCGAACCUGCCAAGCUUGAAAUCUGAAAACAAAGGAAACGACCCCAAUAUAAUUAUAGUGCCCAAAGACGGAACAGGAUGGGCAAACAAACAAGAGCAACCAGACCAAAAGAGUUCCAGUGUAACAGUUCCUCCGCAGCCGGAGUUGCUGCCGCCGCAGGGUUUGCAGAAGUCUGUCUCCAAUUUACAGAAACCGAACACAGCGAACAGUCCGGAGAUUAUAAAUUUAGUGCCAGGUGGGCCAAAGUCAUGGGCUCAGCUGAACGGAAAGCCAGCAGGACAAGAAGGUGGUUCAAGGGGCUCAAACCGACUGUUGUCCUUCUCUCCCGAGGAAUUUCCAACACUGAAAGCAGCUGGAGAGCAAGACAAGGCUGGCAAAGAAAAGAGCGUCUUAGAUCCGUCGUAUGGGCCCGGACCAAGCCUCCGCCCCCAGAGUAAGCCCCUCGCCCUGCUUCCCGAUGUCACCAGUUGGAGGGAGGGCGGUGGGAGAAGCAUCUCUGGUGGCGUAUCUCCAACCGUCUCUCCUACUGAGCCGGGCAGCAAACCCUCCAUCCCUGGAGAUGGGGCCCCCUCCACAGCGCAAGCUAACGAUUCGAAAGAGCUUUCGCUACGCCCAGCUCAGCCCAACAGAAAAGGGGCUUCGCAGUUCGCGGGGAACGCAUAUCACCCGCCUACUUACCAUGAUAUGCUGCCAGCUUUUAUGUGCUCUCAGCAUUCAUCGGAACCCACUGGGACAUCGGACCGAGCUUCCUUCCCCGUCCUGACCACUUCCCAAUCCCGCCCUGAACCCCGUGUACCUUUCAGACAAUACCAGAUAAACCAUCAUGAAGGGAAAGAGAACCGACCUAACGGCAGCUUCCGUCCAGUACGCCCACAACGCCCUCAACCAGAGAAAGCUCCAAGGGCUACCAUCAUUAAUGCCGAAGAUCUUAAAGAGUUGGAUGAUUUGGAUAAUGAUGCCGAAGACGGCUGGGCAGGCAUUCAUGAUGAAGUAGAUUAUUCUGAGAAGUUGAAAUUCAGUGAAGAUGAAGAAGACGAAGAAGUUGCAAAAGAGAGAAGCAAAUGGAACGGCUGGGAGUGUAGAAGGCAGCGUCAGGUUUCCUUUAACUCCACUGACAGCGCAGAAGCAAAGCAUCCUGCUGAGGACGGGAAGGUUUGGAGCGAUCCAGCGUCCCAUUCUCGCCCUGUCAGGAGGGCACAGGAGCCUGUGCAACAAGCAACUCGUAAACCAAACAGCUGGGCUGCCGUGGCUGAGCACUCGAAGCCUGCUCCCACUGCAGUCUUGCGGCAGCAGUCUGUAGAAGAGAAGGAAGAGAAACUGCCUCCGCGGCAGAAGUUUGUACCAUCUGAAAUAUCCGAAGCAGUCGAGCGAGCUCGCAAGCGACGUGAAGAGGAAGAGCGCCGGGCUCGGGAAGAACGACUCGCAGCCUGUGCUGCAAAACUCAAACUGCUGGAUCAAAAGACCAAACAGGCAUCAAAAUCUGGUAGUGAGACCCCAAAGCGCUUGGAAAAUAAGGAGAACGAGGACCCCAGGUCUCCAGUUUCAGACCGGAGCGGCACUCAGGAAACCGCACCAAACUUCCGAAGAGAGUACUCUCAGGAAUCUCCAUCUGAUUAUUUAGAUGAAGAGGUUCCUGCAGUUACCAGAGAGGAGGUCAGCAGUGAGGAAGAAUGUACAGAGCCCACUUCUCCAGCCCAGGAUUUCGGCAAGCACCAGAAACUCAUUCCACCCAGAUUUCAGAGGCAGCAGCAGGAGCAGUUAUACAAGAUGCAGCAGUGGCAGCAGCAGCAAGCUGCAUAUGUAGCCUCUACCCACAACCCACAGCGUACUUUCUAUUCACAUCACCCGCAGAUGUUGGGGUUUGAUCCUCGCUGGAUGAUGAUGCCCUCUUACAUGGACCCCAGGAUGACUCAGGGUCGUGCUACGGUGGAUUUCUAUCCCUCUUCUAUACAUCCCCCAGGUGUGAUAAAGCACAUGAUCCAACAAGAGUCCAUUGGGGGAGGCUGCCAGACUGAUGAAUGCCGCUCUACACUGCCAACCGAGCGGAGGCCCCAGCCUGCAGAACCAGUCUCCGGCUGGAGCCAGGACGGUUACAUGCACAUGCAGAGCAAGGUCUACUCCCUACCGCAGCAAAAGCAGAUGGAAAACACAACGGAAGGAGGAUACAGCAGGAAUGAAAGCGGUUACUCUUCUUCGAGGGAAAGGCUGGAGGGAGUGCACACCCACCAUGAAGCUUUAGAAGAGAGGAGAGAAGAUUAUCUGACUUCCAGCGGUUAUGAAAAUAAGCCUUCUGGUAGCUUUGGUAGCUGCAUUUCACCUCCAAGAAGAGGACAGGAGGUCUCAUUCCAACAUCUGGAAAGCACAGCAGAUGCUAGCAGCAGCAGAGGACAGCAAAGCAGUGCACAGUCUAGGGCAUCAGAGUUUGCAAAUGAUAAAUCUCAUUUCAAUGGUUGGGGCUAUUCGCAUCAUCAGAAGUCUUCUGAUACAGCUAGUAGUGCAGAAGAGGAUCAUCCUGUGGGUUCCAAACCGUGGAAGGCAGAAGAUAAAGGGAGCCAAGACACCACAGGAGAAACAGGCUGGCUACGAGAGUCUAACACCAGUAACCAGCAACAAACCGAGCAUCUUGGAAGAAGUCGUCGGUCCGGCCCAAUAAAGAAGCCCGUUCUAAAAGCCCUUAAAGUGGAGGAGAAAGAGCUUGAGAAGAGCAAGCCUGAAACAAAAGAUCCUGCUAAAACUAUGAAAGAAACACUGCUAUCGAAGCUUGAUACUGUGGUAACGAUGGAAUCAAGUGGAUUAAGCUCUUGUUCCAGCUCUACAAUAGAUGAUAAAACCCAUUCCCAGUCUAAUAUCCAAGAAUCUGAUAAAAUUCCUCAGGAGAAAGCAGAAAGAGCUUGGGACAGCAAACAGUCUCCCCACGAAUCCAACACCAUCCCCCAAACCAAGAAAAGCAAUUGGAUAUUCAUAGAUGAAGAGCAGGCUUUUGGGAAUAGAUCCCAUGGACGUGGAAGGGGCAGGGGUUUCAGAGAUUUUGGUUUCAGAGGCCGGGGUUCUACUGGCCCUUACAAUGGACAAAGAAUCAGCAGAGGUCGGGGGCUUCGGGAAUUUAACCCUCCUGAAGAUUUCAGGAAUAAAGCCUCCCGACGGCGUGUUGCAAGUGAAACGCACAGUGAAGGAUCAGAGUAUGAGGAACUUCCCAAGCGUAGACGCCAGCGAGGGUCAGAGAAUGGCAAUGAGCCUGUCUUGGAAAGAGAAACGGAUGACUUGAGGAAAGGAGAUUUUCAAGACUCAUGGAGGUCUAAUAGAAAUUACUCUGAUGAUUCAAAUAAUAUGGACUCUAAAUCCAGAGCCCCAAGGGCUUUUGGAAGAUCACUUCCACCCAGGCUUAGCAACAGUUACGGCAGAAGGCCCUUCACCUCUAAGGAGUCUUCACAUUGGAAUGCCAAAUUGGGAAGCUCUACAUGGCAAGAAUAUAAUGCACCUGUUGAUCAAUAUGGAACCCGCCAUAACACAGACAGAGACUUUGCACAUGACUACAGGUAUUCUGACACAUACCAGAACAGAGGUUUUGAUGAAAGCCAAGGAGAUGAUAGGCGGCAAUUUUUCCAAGACGAAUAUUCGGAUAGAGAGAGCCUAGAAAAAAGAUCUUUUGGUAGGAGACGGCCCCCUCGCCAAGAUAAACCCCCACGGUUUCGACGUCUCAGGCAGGAGAGAGAACCAGUCGGUCAUUGGAGUGGUGAAGAAGUUGGUAAUACUGUGAACAAUCAUGACCAUUGGCAGGCACGCCCAAAGAUACCUCUAGAUGAGAUAUCUGGGCCACCUGCCAGGAGGUCGCCGGAACGGUCUUACCAUAACUCUGACCAUGUCAAUGAGGAGUGGGAGACUGCGUCAGAAAGCAGUGACUUUAGUGAGAAGAGGCCUGUUGACGUGGAUGGAGAAGGGAACCUCUCCGGAAAUGGGUUUUCUGAAAAGCGAGAGUUAUCUAAAAGGAGUUUCUCUAGCCAGAGGCCGCUAGUAGACCGUCGUAAGGUGGAGUCUUCGGCAUAUGAUGAAAAACCAAUAAAGGUCAACGGAAAUUCUUCCCGUGGUGAUUACCAACAAAGCUCAGCUUCUUUGAAGGGCAGUCGCUGCUCUGAAGAGUCUUAUGCUCAAGAGAGUAGCCACCAUAGAUACGGAUUGGAGAGGCCUGCGCAGUGCGACAGCGGAGAUGCUUCGGGGAAGAAGCUGGAAAGGGAGUGCAGACCCGCUGUUCUCAAAGCCAGCGAAAAGCCAGAGGCCAUCACAGCUUUUGAUCUGAAAUACGGAGAAUCUGUUAUAGAGGAGGAAGUUGAGCUAGGAGGGGACACUUAUUCUGACAUGAGUAAGUCCCGGCGGACUUUGGACAAGGAUCGCAGGAAGAAGGAUCAGGUGGUUCAGGUGCCUUCCAAGAGCAACAGCAUACAGUCUAGGAUCCCCCCUCGCUUUGCCAAAAAGCAGAAUGGUAUGUGCCUGGACCAGAGUGACGUCACUGGCAAAGAGAUCUGGGAGAGCAGCAGCCAAGGAAUCUCUGUUCAAUCCGGCAGCGACUCCUGGAGCAAGCCAGGAAGCACUUUCAGUACGGAGUCCACCUCCACUGAGGGUUUCAAAGGCAGUCAGGGCGACAGCGGCAUUGACUUGAGUGCCGAGUCUCGAGAAUCGUCCGCCACCUCUUCACAACGUAGCUCUCCAUAUGGGACUAUGAAACCUGAGGAGAUGAACGGCACAGUCAUGGUGGAGCCGAAAGCGGACUGCCCUAGUGAGCAGGGGCAGAAACAACCAGACAAGAAGGAACUAGAGACUGGUUCUGGACUGAACAAGGAGCACAAACCUGGUCCCAUUGGCAAUGAGCGUUCUCUAAAGAACCGGAAAGGGUCAGAAGGGACAGAGCGCCUAGAUGGGAGCGUGCCACCUGUAAAUGGGGUGGAGAUUCAUGUGGAUUCAGUUCUUCCUGUUCCUCCCAUUGAAUUCGGAGUAAGCGCUAAAGACGCUGAUUACUCCUUAACCCCGGUGGCUGCUUCAGGUCCCACUGCUAACACAGUUACAAAACUCCAGAAUGCACUGGCCAGCAAGGCAGGACUUUCUCAGUCCAUCCCGAUGCUGAGACGAGACCACCACCUGCAGCAAGGCAUGGGUCUAAACCCGAUGUCCUACCCCACUGCUGACCUCACGCUCAAAAUGGAGUCAGCCCGCAAGGCUUGGGAGAACUCGCCUGGUUUGCCAGAACAGAAUUCUCCGGCAGGGCCUGGCUCAGGAAUACAGCCACCCUCCAGUGUGGGCGCCUCCACUGGUGUUAAUUACAGCUCAUUUGGUGGAGUGUCUAUGUCUCCCAUGCCCGUUGCUUCUGUGGCCCCUUCAGCCUCUCUUCCAGGUAACCACAUACCCCCUUUGUACUUGGAGAGUCAUAUGUUUGCUGGCCAGCCACGCCUAGUUCAGCAGACAAUACCUCAACAGCAAGGAUACCAGCAGGUAUGGGCGGCAGCAGCCCAGCAGAUCCCCAUUUCUCUCCACACCUCCCUACAGGCUCAAGCUCAGCUGAGUAUGCGUGGAGGACUGCCGGUCUCCCAGUCCCAGGAAAUGUACAGCUCAAUGCAGCCCUUUAGAUCCCAGGUGUACAUGCACCCCAGCUUGUCACAACCCAGUGCCAUGGUACUGACCAGUGGUACAGGCCUCAAGCCUCAGUACUCCCCAUUUCCAGGAAUGCAGCCACUGGAGAUGGUAAAGACUCAGUCAGCCUCCCCAUACCAACCCAUGAGUGGAAGUCAGCAACUUGUGUAUGAGAGUCAGCUCAACCAGGCAGCGGGAAUGGGUGCCUCUCAAAUGAUGGACUCCCAGCUCACACAGUUAACCAUGCCAAUGGCUGGCUCUCAACUUCAGAUGCCUCGCUAUAACUCUGGCCAACAGCCAAUGCUUCUGCCACAGUCCAUUCAGCUCCCACAAGGGCAGAACUUACCAGUCGGAGCUCCGCGGAGGAUGCAGCCUUCAGUCCUGACUGCAAGUCGAGAAAGGGUGAACUACAACAACCGUUUAUUUACCACCUACUCCAGCUCACAGUCUUCUCAGAUGGAGAUGAAAGGGUUUCAUUUCACGGAAGGUAAACAGAGCAUGCCGACCUCCGCCUCCAUGCAGACACAGCACUCCUAUCGGCCAGGUUCAGCUAGUCCCAGUGGAAAGUCACCAGGACCGGGGCCAUCUGCCAACUUGGGACACUAUCCUCAGCAGGUAAAACAAAGGACUGAAGAUAACAAAUGCAGCCUGGGAUCCCCCCAAGUUUCUGAGCAGCCCACUGUAAGUCAGAUGAAGUCAGUUCGGACAGGAGCCAUCAAGCCUUCAACGGCGAAAAUUGAGGAAAGUGCAGCCUAAGAAGCGUCCCCUCUGUAAAUACCAACUAGUUCUUCACGCCUACCAACCACCUACAUUUCCUCCUCCUUUGGAUUCUUCCUUAUUUGAGAGCCUCCUACGUUACCUCCAGUCACAUGGACAAGCGGACAGUAAACCCUCUGAACAGUUUGAAAAACUACCUGUAUCCACCUCCUUAGAUUUCUUGCUGAAUGGACUCCUUUGUUUAAACAGGAGCAUCUUGAGCCUUUACCAUUGCUGUCCCAGUCCCCCUUCCCCACCAUCCCUCAUCAUGCGGCCAUACAGUCUGUGAUUUGUUGUUGUCUUAUGUCCCCGUUUCCAUUCUCUGACGCAGAGCAGCGGAUUUGCAUCAGUUGUUACUUUAAAUAAGGUUUUAAAUGACUCUGUUCCCUAAUCUCUUUUUUUUAUUUUAUUUUUCAUAUAUAUAUAUAUUUAAUGCAAUUGUAGUUUACAAGUCUGCAGAGAUUAUUUUAUUGCCCUAUAGCGCAUUGUGCGUGAUACCUUUUUUUUUUUAUUCUUUUUUUUUUUUUUUUUUUUCUUUCUUUCUUUUUUAACCCUCUUGUAUUCACUUUUAGGUCUGUCCAACCGAUUCUUGGAAGAUCUUUUGUGUAGGUAUAGAAGGCUGCAGCGCAUGAAUGACAGCUUUUGCUAGAAUAGAACUUUGUAAACCUUUAACAAAGGUCUGCUCAGUGAGGUUUUCUCUGCCAUCAAAUGUUUUAGUUCUAAUACAUCUUCAUAGAAAAUAAGCUAUAGAUCGACUAUGUAUCAUACAAACUCAAUUGAAUAUUCACCCUCCGUUCCUGCUGUGGAUAUCUAGUUCUGUCCAAUGUGGCCUCAUGCUUGGGUCAGGUUGGGAACUAAUUUAUAAAUAUUAUUUGUUAUUGUUUUUUUUCUGCUUGGAUCACUUUACCUAGAUUUAAAAAAACUUUUUUAAUUCCGAGCCUCUUUACAUGUCAGAAGCAUCAGCGUGGCGAGGACAGUCCUUGGAGAUGUUUGGCUUGUCUGCAGUUAUGUAGAUCAUAUGCCAGCUGAGCAAACAGGUAGAUUCUUAAAACCACAUCUUGGUGCAUCAGCAAUUUUCUGCCCUCCAUGUACUCAGUCUUCAUAUGCUCUGGUUAUUUUAGGUGAACUCUAGCUCCUGUUAAGUGGUUGUUGCAAGUUUUAGCUGUCUGAGACAUUCAGCAAGAGUUUAAUAGAAAUCAGGAUUUUAUUUCAUGGUAUAAACAGAGGUUUAGAGUCAAUAAUUCAUUGGCAGCAGCCACAAAACAAUGUCUAGUUUUAAAGUUCCUUUCCUGGCCCCUUAGCAGUUCCACACCCUAGGCCUAGGUUGGCCUGUUGGUUAAUCCAGUUGCCAACUGCAUGAUUGUAUGUCAGAGCCCUUAUUUUUGUAAUACUGUAUGCUGGAACGGGUUUUUAUUUUAAUUAUAAUGUGAUGUAGCUGCUGUUCAUAAACUCCUACAAGUCUCUGUCCUCCAUGUAAAGGUGGAGGUUCAGUUAAGUGCAGGGAUUCCGCUGCGCACAUUUCUGACAGUCAUGGGAGGAAAACAUCAUUCAGUUUUACUUGCACCUGUGCGUGGUGGAAGCAAUAAUGUGCAAGACUUCCCUCCCGGAUAACCGCUGUUAUAUUAGCACACUGUGUUCUGAUGGAACCUUGAUGCCAAUUGCUUCAUAUGCCUGAGGGUCCCUGUACGACUAUAUAUGCCACACCUAUGGUAUCUCCGGACUUCAGGGCUGCUUACCACCCCAGCCCCCGCCAAGAAAAGAAAAAAGCAGCUAUCGGGUACAUGUAUCUCCAGCUUUAGUGAACAGAUGAUUCCAAGCAAGCCCUGCCAGCAGGGCCCUGUUAAAAGCUGCCAGUUCUGCUGUAUUUCUACCAAUUCCUAGAUAAUGAUGGCUGAGCAUUACUCCACCCACUGAAGAUGGCUGCUGUGCACCUCUGACAUCAGCCACAGAGUUUCUGGUAGUUUGCAUAUUGCUGUUGUACUGAAACGCUGUGGUGUAUUUACAUGUAUCUGAUCAUGUACAGUAAGUCUAGGUGUAAAAGAAAAGUAGAUGUAAGCUCCCUACUGAUCUGCUCACACGUUUUCAAAUCUGCCUCACAAAAGAAAACCCUGUACAUAUUAAGGACUGAUAUCACACAAUAAGCGGUAUACUAUUAGCUGUGGUAAAACAUCGGGCGCGUCUUGCGCCGGGUUAUCGGGGCUAAUAGGAUAGGCCUGGAGAGACCUUUAGCCGGCUAAUAGGAUACCGCUCAAUGCAUUGCUUUAUUACUAUGUAGCACUUACAUAAAACGCUUGAUGCAUUUACAGCAUUGACCAUCUUAUUUAUACUUCUGCUCCCUAGAUCCAAAACAUUAAAGGAUAUGUCCACCUUUCUCUCGUUCAGGCCUAGCCAACCUGUGGCUCUCCAGAUGUUGUGAAACCUCCUAUCCCAGCUUGCCCUGCCACAGUUUUAGCAUCCGCUAAUAGCAAAACUGGCCGGGCAUGCUGGGACUUGUAGUUUCACAACAGCUGGAGAGCCACAAGUUGGCCAGCCCUCUGCUCUAGUUAGACUAUAGCCCCAUCUAAUGUUUAUCAUUUUGUUUACAUCUUCUUUACCUUGUAAUCACAUUGAUGUCUGUGUACAGCUGGCCUUAGCCUCAGUGUCUCUGUUGCAGAAGGCUGUGUGUGGUGUAUGUACGGUACUUACUGGGAACAGAGCAGAGAUGUGGGUCACCUGUUUUAAGUAAAGUGAAGGUGGACAUAUAUUGUGACUUUCAUUUGUCCACAUUCUCCAUGCUGUGGACAAAGGCGAUGUGUGUUUAAAUGCCUUAAAACCCAUCUGUAUGCAUUCCGCCAUGUUAAAAGCACAUAACCCUCUCACGCGCUUUGUAAUGUCCAUCUAUAUGCAUCUCAUACACAUUUUAUUAAAUAGAUUUAAAGUCUAUUACAAAGUGAAAUAUGGGGGGAAAACACCUCUCAUCAUCUGGUUUGUAUUCUAGGGAUGUAGGCAUUCUAGCAGUGGCCCCUCUGCUAGUAAGGGAUCCCUGCCUCUGAAUCCUUUAUAGAUAUGUCUGGACAUCUUAGCAGACCUCUUCGUCUAUAAUCCAGUGGUGUGUGUGGGCUAGAUUUUUAUUGCAAUGUAGAAUCCCUACAUGCCGGAACAUACAUAUUUGGCUGCUCCCAUUCCGUAAACUGCUGCUGCUUUUUUACUUCGUCCAUCUGACUUCCAAAGCCGCUUGCGCCCCGUCUGUCUCCUCAGUGCGGCAGAGGGAUUUCAGAGUUUCCUGCCCGAUUUCCCCUUGGCCCAACUCCAUAGCGCUAUAUAGGGAUCUUAGUCUGGUUGUGUAUAUAUGCAGUGUACAGUGUGUAAAGUAGUAGCAAACGGAUUACUAUUUGAACCAGCUUUACCUCGCUUGAAGUUACUCUGUGCUAUGUAUUUGUAUAUAUCUCCUCCUCACUGGACUUUUGCUGCUGAACCAAGAUUAAUUACUUAGACUUUGAGUACUUGGGUAAUGGCAAAUGUCUCCUGAACAUAUGAGCAGCGCUUUCUGACGUGUAAAAUGUCACCCAACAAGUGCAGGCAGCGAUACAAAUAUGGUAUAGAUUCCACUAGGAAGCCAGUGCUUAUCCCUGUGCACGCACAUGACACGCCUCUGAUGUCACUAGUUCUGAGUGAUUUCAUAGGCUGGAUCUAGGCUUCGCUCGCUGUGUAGGUGACUGGGUACAGUUUACAAUCAUGAAUGAUGUGCUGCAGUCACAUAUCGUACUUCUAUAGAAAACUGCAAACAUUGAAUGGAUUCUUCUAUGCCAGGGGGGUGGGGAUCAGCCUUGCAACCUGCACGCAUAACAGUUACUCUAUCAACAGACUGAAUAAUCCUUUAGAGUCUUAAGAUGGUGAGGUAAUAGAUACCAAGUGUUUUAUAUUUUUUUAAAAAGCUAUUAAGAUAAAUCUUUUUAAGUGACCCAAAAAGAAAAAAAAAAAACACCUCACUGCUUUCACCCAGCUUGGUGUCAAAGAUUAACACCACCCAUUUCCCAACCACCCUACAUGUUUUCCAGUUCCACUUAAUUUUAUCUCCUCUUUGCCCUCCUUAAACUAUGUGAUUGUACUAGCUCUUAUCUGGAAGAAUUCUCAUUUAAAUAAUAAAAAAAAUGUUAAAAAAAAUAAAAGAAAAUAAAGCAAAAUAUGCUUUUCUCAAA
Molecule: messenger RNA, 10958 nt
Organism: Pseudophryne corroboree (corroboree frog)
Lineage: Eukaryota; Metazoa; Chordata; Amphibia; Anura; Myobatrachidae
Gene: PRRC2B
Product: proline rich coiled-coil 2B
Exons: 33
Coding region: 226-6780 (2184 amino acids)
Biological process (GO): cell differentiation
Source: RefSeq, a predicted model, not a curated record